AUGGCGCGCGCCGUGGUCGAGCUUUUCCGCCCGGGAAAGCGCGACAACGAGCUCCACCGUCAGAUCAUUACCUUCUCGGCCUCUCACGACUACCGGACGGUUCGGAUCUACGGCUACUACCCGGUGAUCGUAGAGAAGAAGGAUAUGCAAUACUACCGUCACCCGAUCCAUGAGUUCAACUUCACGGCAUCGGAAGGCAACGAGAACUGGACGGCGUAUCGGUUUACCAAAGAUAUCUAUGACCUCUGGAUGCCAGCGCAUCUUUAG
Messenger RNA from Hirsutella rhossiliensis, 267 nucleotides. RefSeq lists its product as uncharacterized. Lineage: Eukaryota; Fungi; Ascomycota; Sordariomycetes; Hypocreales; Ophiocordycipitaceae. The record is from RefSeq and is a predicted model, not a curated record. The coding region runs from base 1 to 267 and encodes 88 amino acids. The transcript has a single exon.